This is a messenger RNA of Eurypyga helias (sunbittern), 987 nucleotides long. RefSeq names its product serine palmitoyltransferase 2. Gene Ontology annotation, biological process: ceramide biosynthetic process; sphingosine biosynthetic process. NCBI's taxonomy places the organism in Eukaryota, Metazoa, Chordata, Aves, Eurypygiformes, Eurypygidae. The transcript has 7 exons. The annotation marks the transcript as partial. Gene Ontology annotation, molecular function: pyridoxal phosphate binding; serine C-palmitoyltransferase activity. Gene Ontology annotation, cellular component: serine palmitoyltransferase complex. The record is from RefSeq and is a predicted model, not a curated record.
GACUUUGUCCCAUUGUACCAAGACUUCGAAAAUUUCUACAACAGAAACCUCUACAUGCGUAUUCGGGACAGCUGGAACCGUCCCAUCUGCAGUGUGCCAGGGGCCAAAAUGGACAUGAUGGAGAGAGUUUCCCAUGACUAUAACUGGACAUUCACGUACACAGGGAAAGUGAUAAAGGACGUUAUUAAUAUGGGUUCCUACAACUACCUUGGAUUUGCACAGAAUGUUGGGCCUUGCAAAGAAGCAGCAGCUAAAAUUCUGUCCCAGUAUGGAGUUGGGGUGUGCAGUACUAGGCAAGAGAUGGGAAACUUGGAAAAACAUGAGGAACUGGAAAGGCUAGUUGCCAGGUUCCUAGGUGUGGAAUCUGCAAUGGCGUAUGGAAUGGGGUUUGCAACCAACUCUAUGAACAUUCCCCUUCUAAUUCAGGGCUGUCUGAUUUUGAGUGAUGAACUGAAUCAUGCAUCACUAGUGCUCGGAGCAAGACUGUCAGGAGCAACUAUUCGAAUCUUUAAGCACAACAAUAUGCAAAACCUGGAGAAGCUGCUCAAAGAUGCAAUUGUGCAUGGGCAACCUCGUACACGGAGGCCCUGGAAAAAAAUUCUUAUCUUGGUGGAAGGAGUAUUCAGUAUGGAGGGAUCCAUAGUCCGUUUGCCUGAAGUGAUUGCCCUUAAGAAGAAAUACAAAUCCUAUCUGUACCUUGAUGAGGCUCAUAGUAUCGGUGCCCUGGGUCCUGGUGGCCGGGGUGUAGUGGAGUAUUUUGGACUCAGCCCUGAAGAUGUGGAUGUUAUGAUGGGAACAUUUACCAAAAGCUUUGGAGCUUCUGGAGGAUACAUUGCGGGCAAGAAGGAACUGAUUGAUUACCUCAGGACAUACUCUCACAGUGCGGUGUAUGCAACGUCACUAUCACCUCCUGUUGUGGAGCAGAUAAUCACCUCCAUGAAGUGCAUUAUGGGUGAAGACGGUACAACUGUUGGUGAGUCUUUCUAA